AUGUGCUACACAACUGUGCCAGUUUUGCGCCGACGGACUAAACCAUGGAUCUCGGACGAAACAUUGCAGUUGGUUGACAAAAGGAGGAAGGUGAAGCUGACGAAUGGCACUACGUAUCAGCUACUCAGUAAGGAGCUCCGCAAGAGACUAAAAACAGAAAGGGAGGCCUACUGGAACGCAGUAGCGGAGGAGCUCGAAGAAUCGGCAUCCAAACACGAGUAUCGCAUGCCGUAUCAAAUUCUGAGAAGACUGUGCGGCAAAACCAGAGCAUGCGGAACCUUCAUCAAAGACGCAAGUGGCAAACUCGUGAAGUCAGAGAGGGAACGCUUACAGAGAGAUGGAGAGAGUUCUUCAUAUAGAGCUGUACAGCCACGAACUGCCCACAGAACCGUUUCCAGAGCCAGUACCGAUAGAGAUGCCACAGGAACCAACACACGAGGCGGCGCCAAGUAUGGAGGAAGUGAGGGCGGCGCGGUGAUGUCGCUGAAGAACAGGAAAGCGGCUGGUGUAGACAAUGUCACAGCAGAAGCGAUUAAGGCAGGAGGAGAAGUAUUGGUACAACGGCUCCACCGUCUUAUGUGUCGCGUCUGGCAGACGGAGGUUGUUCCUACGACGUGGAAACGCUCCAUCAUCGUGCCAAUACACAAGAAAGGCGACAUAACGGAAUGCAAGAACUAUCGCGGCAUAUCACUCCUGUCAGUCGUCGGGAAGGUUUUCACAAAGAUCAUCAACGCAAGACUUCAGCUUCAUCGAAGAAGCUUAUGCCGACCGGAGCAAGCGGGUUUUUGCCCUGGCCGUGGGUGCAGUGACCAGAUCUUCGCGCUGAGGCAACUACUGGAAGAACGUAUUCGUUGCGGCAAAAGGGUUGUGGUUGUUUUCAUAGAUUUCAGAGCUGCAUUCGAUAGCGUCCACUGGCCAGCGCUAUGGAAAGCCCUAGAGUGUGAACAUGUUCCGGACAAAAUUGUGAGGCUGUUGCGGGAGGCGUACAAUGGAACUGUCAGCUGUAUCCGCGUCAAGGAUGACGUCUCUGAAGAAUUUCCUGUAAGUGCUGGUGUUCGUCAGGGUGACGUGAUCUCCCCUACGUUGUUCAACGUGGUAAUGGACGCUGUCAUGAGGAAAACUUUCAACGGAAGGCAAGGCGUGCAGUACGGUGAAGGCGGCUUUCUCACUGACCUGAUGUUUGCCGACGACAGCGCAAUUUUCGCCGAAACUGACGAGGAAGCGACUAACAUCAUGUGCUCACUGUCAGAGAUUGCCCAGUCGUAUGGCCUCAAAAUAAACGCGGAAAAGACCAAGGUGAUGACCUCGGAUGGAUCGCCCGCGUCCGUGCGACUGGGUAGCGUCGCCUUGGAGCAAGUGAGUAAUUUCAAGUACCUUGGAUCGGUCGUUCAAGAAAGGAAAGUGGUUGCCGAGGCUGAGGUCCGCAGCAGGAUUGGUCAUGCGUCUAAGACAUUUGCAGCGUUAAAGUGGUGUCUCUGGAAGAAGAGUAACAUAUCACUGAAAACCAAAAUUCGCAUGUUCCGGACGCUGGUGCUCCCUGUGCUACUAUAUGGGUCUGAGACAUGGACGUUGCUCAAGUCGGAUCUCUCUCAUCUCGAGGUGUUUCAAAUGCGUUUGUCUCCGCCAUAUGCUCGGGAUCAGGCUUCGUGA
Messenger RNA from Ostertagia ostertagi, 1650 nucleotides. The record is from the annotation of a GenBank genome assembly. NCBI's taxonomy places the organism in Eukaryota, Metazoa, Nematoda, Chromadorea, Rhabditida, Trichostrongylidae.